AUGGCUUCUUUACAGUUCCACGAUCCUGGAUGGCAUGGUGAUCUCAAAACGCCUGUUGUCGACGGCAAGUAUUUGGAUCCCAAAUCGGGUGAAAUAAGGGCUAUUGAAGAUGAUGUGACGGACGACGGUCAUCCCGGGUAUUAUGGAGGGCCACCUGCUGUUGAUAUAAUUGUCAAGAGCAUCCACGAAGAUACCAUAGGCUGCACCUACCGUGCGGCGCGACCAUUCCCCAUGGAAGCUCUUCUGUCUACCAUUAUGAAGAUUGUAAAGGAAAAGCAGCUCGAGCUUGAUUCCGUCAUGGCAACGCCGUAUGCAAUUCGGGUCAAUCUAGCCAGCAAACUGACGCAAGAUGAAUUCCGCAAAAUUGGAGGGAGAAUGAUGAAUGCGAUAUAUGAUGAAAAGGAAUAA
Molecule: messenger RNA, 408 nt
Organism: Clonostachys rhizophaga
Lineage: Eukaryota; Fungi; Ascomycota; Sordariomycetes; Hypocreales; Bionectriaceae
Source: the annotation of a GenBank genome assembly